Molecule: messenger RNA, 897 nt
Organism: Myxozyma melibiosi
Lineage: Eukaryota; Fungi; Ascomycota; Lipomycetes; Lipomycetales; Lipomycetaceae
Exons: 1
Coding region: 1-897 (298 amino acids)
Biological process (GO): regulation of transcription by RNA polymerase II
Cellular component (GO): nucleus
Molecular function (GO): RNA polymerase II transcription regulatory region sequence-specific DNA binding; DNA-binding transcription factor activity, RNA polymerase II-specific
Source: RefSeq, a predicted model, not a curated record
AUGAGCGGUGGCGGAGGGCCGAUUAGUAGACGGCACCAACAGCGGGCGGGCGGGUUAUCGCCUUAUUCAGACGUGUCUGACUUUGACGCGGACAACGACGACGAAGACGAGGACGAGGACGAGGAUUCGCGGUCCGAGUUUGACGUGAGCGGCGACGACGAAGAAGACGACGGGGACGACACGAGCAGUGUGGUUUCCGCGCAGUCGAGACGGUCGGCGUCAUCCAACACCUCCCGCAAGAGCAAUAACGCGAGCGACCGCAGCUUCAUCCUCGAGCUCGCAGAGCCUAACCGGGCGGACCGGCGCGCGCCGCGGAAUCCGCCGGCGUUUGCGUGCACGCUGUGUACGAAGCGGUUCACGCGGGCGUACAAUCUACGAUCGCAUCUGCGCACGCACACGGACGAACGGCCGUUCGAGUGCUCGGUGUGCGGGAAGGCGUUUGCGCGGCAGCACGACCGCAAGCGGCACGAGGGACUACAUUCUGGCGUGCGCAAGUUUGAGUGUCGCGGAGACCUGGCGGAUGGCGCGGGCAAGUGGGGGUGUGGACGGAAGUUUGCGAGAGCGGACGCGUUGGGGAGACAUUUUAGGAGUGAGGCGGGGAGGGUGUGUAUACGGCCUUUGAUCGAGGAGGAGCGCCGACUGCAGCAGCAGCAGCAGCAGCAACAACAACAGCAGCAGCAGUUGCAGCAGCAGAUUCAGCAACAACAACAACAACAGCAGCAACAGCAACUAUACAUGCCCUUUGACGACAACCUGCUGAGCGUAAACAACACGAUGGGCAGCUGGUUGCCCCAGGCGCUGCUGCAGCAGUACCCCGCGCUCUCCAACCUCAGUCUGGAAGGAGAAGGCUUGUCCGGUGGCAGCGGCAGUGAGCUCGACGAGGGCGAGUUCUCGUAG